Molecule: messenger RNA, 943 nt
Organism: Gryllus bimaculatus (two-spotted cricket)
Lineage: Eukaryota; Metazoa; Arthropoda; Insecta; Orthoptera; Gryllidae
Source: the annotation of a GenBank genome assembly
CAGAGUAUUCUGAAGACAUCUACCCAUAUGCAACAUUUCACUUACCGGAGCAAGAAAACAUGUCCUCAAAUCCUCAGCUUCGCCAGUCAUUUGGAUAUGAACCCCGAAUUAGCGAUGCUCCACAAAUUAAGCAGGGUGAAAUAGAUCAUUACUCCAAAGUUCGGCAUAGACAACGCCGAAAAUCAAAAUCUUUCAAGUCAGAAAGUGAAGAAUACGAUACACUGGGUUCUGACAGUGAUACUGAACAAGGAACUUCCAGUCGUACUGAAUCAUCUAACCAUCUUGAUGAUCCUGGUUCAGGACCAGGUCCUGGUUUGGGUCCUGGUACUAGCAGAGCAGGCGCUGGCAUUCACAAACCAGUGCACCACAGUAAAUUUCCUGUACCACGCACACGAAUCAAGCACUUCAACCGAGCCGUCACCAAUUUCUGAAAGGAAAUCUUUUCCACGCCAUGGCAAAUUCAGAGAGAACUACUGUUUUGAUCCAUCAUCCCAUAUCAAAUAUGCAAAUGAUGGUGGAAGAGUGUCCUCUUCCACUACAAAACAACAUUGGCAAUGGGCGGAUGUUGAGGAAGCUCCCUACAGCAGAAACAGCCUUUGUUCUAGGUCAAAAGUUGGAACCCCCCAGUGGGUUUUCUGAUGGCCAUGAAUUAAGUGAAGCAGAAUGCGAUAUUGAUUCUGUAAAAAAAUUGAGAAUUGGAAUUAUGAAAAAUUCUUUGAAUAUAUUUGGUCCAUCAAGUGGGAACCAAGACUUUACAAUUGCUGUGUGAUCUCAUAUAUAUGAAUUUUAAAUAAAUGUUAUUUUUCAUAAAAUUGUUUUGUACAGUGCUUUUCCUGAAUAACUAUCAUAAAUUGGCAAAUUAUAAAUGCAACUAAUGAAUAAAUUAUUUUGUAAAAAUUCCAUCAUGAGAAAACCAACACUUAUGAAAAGGUUUUAAAGCAAU